UUCACGUGGCGCCGGUGCCAUGGCAACACCUUCGAUGGCGCGGGAGCAACUACCAUGGCUCUGCUUAACUGCGUCCCGCGGCCGGAGGACCCGGGGGGUGGCGCGCGGGGGCUCAGAGGUCAUGCAGACACCAUGGGCAUUCAGGCAGGUGAGGCGCUGUCGGCGCUGUUCUGGGAGGGCAAGUGUCGCGAGCUCCUUGGAGAGCUGGCGGCGGCGCACGACGUCUCACAGGCAAGGACUUUCCGCCACAGCCACUUCGGCCACCUCCCCGACGACUACAUGACAGAAACUAAGGCGGCUCUGGUCCUAGGUGAUGGUGGGCGAAGUCCGCGCCAAGUCCUUGGAAUCGUCAGAAUGGCAGCAACGCUUCGCGCGCCUCGAGCCCCUCUCUCCGUGCAGGCCGAGAAGAACCGAUGUCUCGAGGAGAAAUCCAGGACGGCGCGGCAGCUGCAGGAGCAGGAGGCGAAGUGGCAGCGAGAGAGGCAGGACUUGGAGCUGGCGGCACAGCGCCAGGGCGCCGUGGUGGACAGGCUGCGCACCCAGGUGGCCGACGGCGAGCAGGAGGCCCAGCGUUGGCGGCAACGCGCGGACCGCGCCGAGAAGGACCUGCGCGACACGCAGGACCGGGCGCGCGCAGCUUUCGCCAGGCUCGUGGCUCGCUACAAGCACCUCCAGCAGCACCACCAGGAGUACCAGCAGGAUGAGAAGGCGGAGACGGCCGAGCAGGGCGUGCAGGCCGGCGGGCAGGCGUCCCGCAAACAGUGUCGCGCCGUCCAGUGCCGGCCGCCGCGCCGCAACGCCUCCACCAGCACGGCCAGCGCGGCCACCCGGCCCCGCCACCGCGCCACCAACACGGAGCCACCCGACGACGAGGCCGCGGCAUCCCCGCCAAGCCCGCCAAGGCAGACAAGUCCGCCAGGAGAGAGGGGCGGCGGCGCCGGAGACGCGCUCACGCCCCAGCAGCAGCAGCCCAUCUUCGUGCCCACGGAGAACCUGCUGGACGUGAGCGUGGACCGCUUGGACGAGCUGCUACGGCCCAGCCCGGACCGCCCGCCGGAACGGCCGCCGGAACUCCAAGCGGCACGUCCCGGCCCCGGCAUGGACGACCUGGAGAGCGUGCUCACGGCAGUGCGCGCCAAGCUGGUGCAAACACUGCAGCUGCACCUCGCGCAACGGUCAAGGCGUCCUGUGAGUCCGACCAGCCUCCACGACGGCCACCUCGACAACCGGCCGCGCCACCGGCCCCGCCAGACGGAGCAGGAGACGCAGGUGUGGCCGGGGGACAUCCUCGAGGACAGCGUCACCACGCUCCAGAAGGACGUCAAGGACGGGGAGUCCCAGACCAGCCGGGGCCAGCCCGAACAGCGCAUCGUGAAGCAAGACGUGCUGGACAGGCACGCGGUGGCGCUGCUCAGCUGGUCACUGCGACGUGCUUCAAGUCACCGGCCCCACCGACACCAUAGGCCGCCCGACUGGCGGCGCCUGCGCGACCGCCUCCGCCGCCACAUCUGGCCGUCGCUGGAGGACGUCGUCCGGCCCGUCACCGCGGCCACGGCGUGCACCACGGAGCAGCCCCUGCACGUGCACCUGGCCAGCAUCAAGGCCCUCUGCGCCAGGGCGGCGCGCGACGGCGCGCGGAGACAGCAGCAGCUGGUUCGCGCCCGCCAGCGAAUCUCCCAGUUGACAGCGCAGCUGGCGGCGGUCGCGGUACCCUUCCCAACGGCACUGUUCAGUAGCUUUGUCGAAGAGACUUCUAACCACAGCCACGGCGUGCACCAGGAGGAGCCCGAGCGCGCGCGCACACACAACAUCUUCCUCCAGCGGCGGCUCCAGGACCUCAUCGACAGCAGCGCCGUGACCGCCGGCGACCUGGCCGCGCUGCGGUCCGUGCACGCCAAGCUCACGGGGCAGCUCUCCGGCCAGCUCCCCGGGCAGCACGACGAACCAGGGCAGGGCUCCGACGAGCAGUCGGCCGACUCCGGCAUCGAGAAGGUACAGCCUCAGAAGGGAAGGCGAGGCCUGGGCGAGGCAAGGGGCGCGGACAGACCCGGCCUGAGCGCGCCCGCUCCACAGAGCAACGACGCCACCGAGGACAACCAGUCCACGGCGGACUCGAAGCGGCAGGCGAAGCUGGUGGACGACGACGAGGACCUACUGCUGCGGCGAGAGCUGCGGGGUGGCCGGCGUGGAGGCGAAGGGGUGGUAAGCGAGCGGCCGGCUGCUCGAACUGCCCUGCGGCAGCCUGGAACGCGGUGGUCUUGUUGCCGCAGGUUGGAGGAGCAGCUGGACCACACGCCGUCCAAGCUCGUCGAAGGCCUGCCCGACGAGCGCGACCUGGCUGAGGUGGACGCGAAGGUGCGGCGCGCGGUGCGGCACUUGGGUGCCUGCAGCCGCGGGUGCCGCGCCGCCAGCGCCGAGUGCGUGCUGCUGCUGCGCGCGGUGCCGCUGCUGGCGAGACAGCUGCUCAUCGAGCGUCGCCGCGUCGCCCACAACAAGAGCCCCGAGGCCAGGCUGCUGCCCGCGCCGCCGCCCAACACGCCCCGCGACCUGGACGCGCUGCUGCUGCGCGGCCCGCACCGCGCCGUGCUGGUCAACGCGCACCGCGUGCUGUCCAGGAGCUGCGCCGCGCGCCUGCAGGCGCAGAGCCUCGCGCACCAGCAGCACCUGCACGCCGUGCGCGACCAGCACCACCGCCACGUGCAGGCGCUGCGCGCCACGCACACCCAGGCCGUCGGCAAGCUCAUGGACCAGCACGCCGUGGCCAUGUGCCGCGAGCGCGACCAGCUGCGGCUCCAGCUGCGCGCCGAGGUGCAGCGCGACCUGCAGAGGGACAUGCGGGCCGUGCUGGCGCGCUCCACCGCGCACAUCGAGGCCCUGCACCAGGCCCAGCUCACCAGCCUGCUGCGGACCAAC
Molecule: messenger RNA, 2913 nt
Organism: Thrips palmi
Lineage: Eukaryota; Metazoa; Arthropoda; Insecta; Thysanoptera; Thripidae
Exons: 13
Source: RefSeq, a predicted model, not a curated record